CCUGUGCUAUUGGUCGAGUUCAAAAUGGCUCAAGCUGCGUCUAAAACAUGCGAAGUUUGCAUGAGUGCCCCUGGAUCUUACUAUUGCAUAGACUGUGAGGAAUAUUAUUGUGAAAGUUGUAAGUUGUUACAUAAUAGGCAAAAGUUAUCGAGAAAUCAUCAGUUUCAAAAAGCUUCCGACCUGAUACCGGAAGGUAAAUCUAAAUGUAGUGAGCACAAAGAAGAAUUAACGUUGUUGUGUAAUACAUGCAAUGUACCGGUAUGUACCAGUUGUGUAACAGGAAAUCACAAUGGACAUAAGUUUUCGAAAUUUGUUGAUGCAAUCGCUCAAUUACAAGGGGAUAAUGAAACCAAAAUUCGUGCCAAGACAAGUGAGACAAAUCAAAAUAUAAAAAAAAUUGAGGAUAGCUUGAAGUCGUUCGAUAAUGCCGUUGAUUCUGUUAUACAAGCCAUCACCGAUGAAAGCAAUAAGAUUAAAAGCUUGGUUGAUAAAUCCGUAGCUCAGAUGAUUGUUUUGGUGAAAACAAAAUCCAAGAAAGAGAGAGACAAGCUGAUGAAUAAGUUGUCUGAUGCUAAAUCCGUACUUGCUGCUGGACAGACCUUAGACAGAAGGAGACAGGAACUAGAUAAGACCCGACAGGAUGGGAGUUUGGUACAACAGAUUAAUAAUCUGAAAAAAGAGAUCUACAAACUACACAUAAACUCUCUUCCCGAGUUUCCCAUUAUAUCUUUCCAACAGAAAUCGGUAACGGAAGAUGACAUAAAACAACUUAUAGGUACCUAUACUAUCAGUAAGGGUUCAUCAAAAGAAGAAAAACAGAAACAAGAACAUGGAGACAUAUACAGAUGUUCUUAUUGUGGACCAGAUGUCCUCUCAAAAACGGCUAUGACUGCAUCAGGUGCAGAGGGAAUGAGAAAGGCAGACGCAGCUACACAACUUUCGGGAAAUUCCAAUAUAGAAAGCAAACAAACUGACGAAGGUAUUUCAACAGCGUAA
Messenger RNA from Mytilus trossulus (common blue mussel), 996 nucleotides. Its product is annotated as E3 ubiquitin-protein ligase TRIM71-like. The coding region runs from base 25 to 996 and encodes 323 amino acids. The transcript has 5 exons. The record is from RefSeq and is a predicted model, not a curated record. Gene Ontology annotation, molecular function: zinc ion binding. Lineage: Eukaryota; Metazoa; Mollusca; Bivalvia; Mytilida; Mytilidae.